Messenger RNA from Brachypodium distachyon (stiff brome), 1895 nucleotides. RefSeq names its product oxysterol-binding protein-related protein 3B. Gene Ontology annotation, cellular component: membrane; intracellular membrane-bounded organelle; cytosol. The transcript is spliced from 10 exons. The record is from RefSeq and is a predicted model, not a curated record. The coding region runs from base 244 to 1632 and encodes 462 amino acids. Lineage: Eukaryota; Viridiplantae; Streptophyta; Magnoliopsida; Poales; Poaceae. Gene Ontology annotation, molecular function: sterol binding.
UUUCUUCUCGCCACCCGCGGCCGUUCCAAACUCUCGCUUCUAUUCCUACUCUUCUUCUUCCACACGGCGACGUCGCCAUCGCUAGCCUGCCGCCCCACCUCCUCCCUAGUAGCGCUCCUUCUACCUCUGCGCAGGUAGCAGCGGCCGCCUCCUCCUACGCGCUCCCAAACCCUAGCAUAUCCCCCAACCCAAAUUCCUCCUCUACGCGGGGAGCUUCCCCUCUGACCCCGCAGAUCGCCGGCGAUGGGGUCCAAGGACCAGGACUUGGCUGCGUCGUCGGGCGGCGGCGGCGGCUUCUUCUCUUCGAUCGCCGCCGGCGUGCGCAGCUGGGGUACUGCUGUGCACAAAUCGGUCAACGGGAUGGUUGGCUAUGAAGGGCUUGAAGUUAUUAACCCAGAUGGAGGAACGGAAGAUGCGGAAGCAGAGGCCAUGAGGGGGCGAUGGAAGCAAGAGGAUCGUGAUAGUUACUGGAAGAUGAUGAGCAAGUACAUAGGGUCAGAUGUUACAUCACUUGUUACACUUCCAGUCAUCAUCUUUGAGCCAAUGACAAUGCUUCAGAAAAUGGCAGAGUUGAUGGAAUACUGUGAACUUUUAGACAAAGCAGAUGAAUGUGAAGAUCCUUACAUGCGUUUGGUAUAUGCUUCAAUAUGGGCUGUAUCAGUCUACCCUGCAUACCAGCGCAUGUGGAAGCCUUUCAAUCCCAUCCUUGGAGAGACGUAUGAGAUGGUUAACCACCAGGGUAUCACAUUUAUUGCUGAGCAGGUAAGCCAUCAUCCUCCAAUGGGAGUAGCUCAUUGUGAGAACGAUCAUUUUACUUAUGACAUUACAUCAAAGUUGAAGACAAAAUUCUUGGGAAAUUCGGUGGAAGUGUAUCCAGUAGGAAGGACUAGAGUUACACUUAAAAAAUCCGGGGUCGUGUUGGAACUGAUACCACCUUUGACAAAAGUCAACAACUUGAUAUUUGGGCGCACGUGGGUAGACUCCCCUGGAGAGAUGAUCAUGAACAAUCUGACAACCGGAGACAAAGUUGUGCUAUAUUUCCAACCAUGCGGCUGGUUUGGGGCUGGGCGAUACGAGGUGGAUGGGUAUGUAUAUAGUGCAGCUGAAGAACCUAAAAUGAUGGUGACAGGAAAAUGGAAUAAGUUCAUGAGUUAUCAGCCAUGUGAUCAGGAAGGUGAGCCUCUUCCAGGAACCGAGCUAAAAGAGAUCUGGAGAGUAGCUCCUACUCCACCGAGUGACAAGUACCAGUAUACAUACUUCGCGCACAAAAUAAAUAGCUUUGAUACGGCACCUAAGAAGCUCUUGCCUUCAGACUCCCGAUUGAGGCCCGACAGAUACGCCCUUGAGAAGGGUGACAUGUCUAAAUCUGGUGCGCAUAAGAGCAGGCUUGAAGAGCAACAAAGAGCCGAGAAAAGAACUCGGGACACCAAGGGAGAGCAAUUUACACCAAAAUGGUUCAACAUGACUGAUGAAAUCUCCCCUACUCCAUGGGGCGAGCUGGAGGUGUAUGAAUACAAUGGCAAAUAUGCUAAGCACCGGGCUGCAGUAGACAGCUCUAAUGUCGCCGAGGAGACAGACGUCAGCUCCAUCGAGUUCAACCCGUGGCAGUACAGUGACUCACCUUCCCAAUGAUUUCAAAGGGUCUGAAGCUACCCAUCUUUAUUUGUCAUGUAAAACGCUUCCAGGCCUUACAUUGUGCUGUAUCCAUAUCAGCAGUUUUCGUGCCCUUGUAGUAUUCUGACCUUCUGUCUUCAUGCUAUUACAGUUGGGUAAGUGAUUGUGUAUUUGAUGUAGUCCACGCACUCUUUGUCGUUAAUCUAGAUGAAGCUGAAAUUUUUCUUUAAGCUCUGUUUUGCGACAUGUAUGUUAUUCGUAUCUAACAAUUUUUCAAGAAA